Messenger RNA from Lactuca virosa, 1882 nucleotides. The record is from the annotation of a GenBank genome assembly. NCBI's taxonomy places the organism in Eukaryota, Viridiplantae, Streptophyta, Magnoliopsida, Asterales, Asteraceae.
AUUGCCGUAGCCACCACCCUCGACAAAAAUGCAGGCCAAAGCAUUCAAUUUCAUCCCAUUGAAACCAUCGUCUCCGGUAAUCAAACUCCUGCCACCCCACGUGAUCUCAUUUCCUGACCAUGUUCCUCGAGAGAUUUCCAUAUCUAUACCAAAUCAACAAGUAUCAACUUCAGUACAAGACGAAAAAGCAGCAGCUUAUUGGGAUUAUCAGUCUCUGUUCGUCUCCCAACGAACGGAGACUGCUAAUCCAAUUGUUCUGCUUGUCGUUGAAGGCUCCAUACCGUCAGAUUUCCCACUAGGGACAUAUUAUCUGACCGGACCAGGAUUGUUUAAGGACGACCAUGGCUCAACUGUGCAUCCUCUAGAUGGCCAUGGCUAUCUUAGAGCUUUUACUAUUGAUGGGGCCAAAGGUGAGGUCACGUUCAUGGCCAGAUAUAUUAAGACCACUGCUCAGGUGGAGGAGCAUGAUGGUCAUACCGGUGAGUGGCGGUUCACUCACCGUGGCCCGUUUUCAGUACUGAAGAACGGGAAAAAGAUUGGAAAUACCAAAGUCAUGAAAAACGUCGCUAAUACAAGUGUAUUAAGAUGGGGUGACCGGUUGUUCUGCUUGUGGGAAGGCGGUGCACCAUAUGAGAUUGAAUCUGACUCGUUGGAUACUGUUGGAAAGUUUGAUUUGAUCAACGGUUCAGAUGGAUCAUCGGUAUCAUCGACCUCGGACCAACAUACGCUGGAUCGCCCUCGCGAUGUGUUGGAUCUUGCUGCAAGUAUAUUGAAACCAAUAUUGUAUGGGGUUUUCAAGAUGCCACCGAAACGGCUAUUGUCGCAUUAUAAGAUUGAUGCCGAGAGGAAUAGGCUUCUUAUGAUGUCAUGCAAUGCAGAGGAUAUGCUCCUCCCACGCAGUACUUUCACCUUUUACGAAUUUGAUUGUAAUUUCAAGAUGCUACAGAAACAAGAAUUCAAACUCGAAGAACACCUAAUGAUACACGACUGGGCUUUCACAGAUUCUCAUUACGUAUUGUUUGGCAAUCGCAUCAAACUUGAUAUUCUUGGAUCAAUGACUGCAGUAUGUGGAUUUACUCCAAUGAUAUCAGCAUUGUCUGUGAAUCCUAGUAAGUUGACAUCUCCAAUAUAUUUGUUGCCACGUGUUCCAAUGCAUGGAGAUCAAUUGAGGGAUUGGAAAGUGCCGAUUGAAGCUCCUUCGCAAAUGUGGGUGCUUCAUGUUGGAAAUGCAUUCGAAGAAACAGAUCACAAUGGCAAUACACAAAUUAAAAUACAAGCUAGCGGUUGUUCUUACAAGUGGUUCAAUUUUCAGAAAAUGUUUGGAUAUGAUUGGCAAAGUGGUAAACUAGAUCCUUCGAUGAUGAAUGCGGACAAAGGAGAAGAUAAAUUGUUGCCUCGUCUUGUCGAGGUGUCUAUUAACUUAGAUGCAAACGGAAACUGCCAAAAAUGUUGUGUUGAUCCGUUAAACAAUGAAUGGAACAAAGCAACGGAUUUCCCAGUUAUCAACCAAGAUUUUAGUGGAAGCAACAAUAAGUAUGUAUACGCGGCAACAUGUUCAGGUGUUCGUCGAGAAUUGCCCCAUUUUCCAUUUGAUACAGUUGUGAAGUUCAAUACCAUGAAAAAAUCCACGCAAACAUGGUCGGUGGGCACCCGAAGAUUCAUUGGUGAGCCAAUUUUCAUCUCGAAUGGAAGCAAUGAAGAUGAUGGAUACCUUCUAGUUGUCGAGUAUGCAGUAUCCAAACAAAGGUCAUAUCUAGUGAUUUUGGAUGCCAAGAAGAUCGGGGAGACAAACGCAAUCGUGGCAAAACUUGAGGUUCCUAAAUCCUUGAAUUUCCCACUUGGUUUUCAUGGAUUUUGGGCUCCUACGAGUUCUAAAGCAUAG